CCUUCUUGCUCUCCGCUACUUCACAAGAGCUGGCAAAGUGGGCACCAGACCUGACCAAGAGCCAUGGCAAAGAAUGGACUUGUAAUUUACAUCCUGGUUAUCACCUUACUCCUGGACCAGACCACCAGCCACACGUCCAAAUUUAAAGCCAAGAAGCACAGUAAACGCCGAGUGAAAGAAAAGGAUGGAGACCUGAAGACUCAAGUUGAAAAGCUCUGGAGAGAAGUCAAUGCCCUGAAGGAAAUGCAAGCCCUACAGACAGUCUGUCUCCGAGGCACAAAAGUUCACAGGAAAUGCUACCUUGCUUCAGAAGGCUUGAAGCACUUCCAUGAAGCCAAUGAAGACUGCAUCUCCAAGGGAGGAACCUUGGUUAUCCCCAGAAACUCCGACGAAAUCAAUGCCCUCCGAGACUACGGUAAAAGAAGCCUGCCAGGUGUCAACGACUUUUGGUUAGGCAUCAAUGACAUGGUCACAGAGGGAAAGUUUGUUGAUGUCCAUGGAGUCACCAUCUCCUUCCUCAACUGGGACCGUGCACAGCCCAAUGGUGGUAAGCGAGAAAACUGUGCCCUGUUCUCCCAGUCAGCUCAGGGCAAAUGGAGUGAUGAGGUCUGUCGUAGUAGCAAGAGGUACAUAUGCGAAUUUAUUAUCCCUUAAUAGGGCCUUCUCAAAACUGCAAGAUCAGUCACGAUUUAUAGGCUGAUGGUUUGCAAGAGUAAGUCAGAAUUGUCACACGGGCAUCUGUGUCCAUGGGAAUACAGGAGUCAGCCAGUUUUGUUACCACAUCUCCUUGUGAUUUUGCCCUCCAUGGGGUUUACGAGAUCAGAAAAUAAUGAUCCAGCUAUGUGCACACUGUUAAUAUGGCUUCUGCAAAAUGAGCUAUCAAACCCUUCCCACUUUCCCUUGUAUAGAAAGGAGGUCUAUGUUAAAAACACAACAGUUACCUGGACGAUUUUCUCUUGACAGUUUAGUAUACAUUUGAUUGAUGAGAAUUUUCUCAAUCAGAGAGUCUGGGUGUGAUAAAAUCCAGAAAUCUCUCAGUCUGAUGCCGCGUCUGUUCCAUCCCAGUCCCGGCACCUUGCUAGCCCAUAAACUUUUCUGAGUUGCUGCAUCCCCUGGUGGGAGCUGCAUCUUGUUGCCACAUCAGAACAUAGAUGUCUCAGAAGUGUUCUGAUUUCACUUUGUUUUCUUCAUAACCCUC
Molecule: messenger RNA, 1198 nt
Organism: Lontra canadensis (Northern American river otter)
Lineage: Eukaryota; Metazoa; Chordata; Mammalia; Carnivora; Mustelidae
Gene: CLEC3A
Product: C-type lectin domain family 3 member A
Exons: 3
Coding region: 64-654 (196 amino acids)
Source: RefSeq, a predicted model, not a curated record